AUGAAUAAGAAAUUUUUUGUAGCAGGAAAAAAUAGGAAUAACCAACUAAAAUUAGAGUAUGAAGUAUUGGGUGAAGGUAAAGAAAAAAUUAUAUUUUUACCUGGUAUACUUAGCACAUCAUGCACAUGGAAAAAUCAAAUUAACUAUAUAACAAAACAGUAUCCUCAAUAUCAAGUUGCAAGUUUCCAUUAUAGAGGUAUAGGAAAUUCCGAUUUUCACCAAGCAGCAAAAGGAAUGAGAGACCAUUCGCUGGAUCUUCUCGACUUUAUAGAACACUUAAAUUGGGACAAGGUUCAUUUAGUAGGAAAUUCAUUUGGCUCACAAGUUGCGUUCGAUUUUGCAGUACAUUCAAAGAGUAGAAUUAAAUCAUUAUUGUUAUCGUCGAUGAAACCACCUCACAAGAACUAUAUUUUAGAAGUUUCAUUAAUACUGGACUCUAUAUAUAAAAAUGAUUUAGAAUCAUUUCAAAGUUUGUUUUUUUCACAAGAUUUUUUAAAUUCAAAAAGUAGCGAUGGUUCCACUAUAAAAGAUAAACUACAAGGUCCUUUAUUAAAACAGCUAAAAGAAAGAUAUUUAAUGCCGAGAGAGGUAUUAAAUGAUCAAUUUAAAUCAACAUUUAACUAUUUACUAACCAAUGAGGAUGUCAUCAAAGUAAAAAACAGGGAUUUUCCAAUAUCAAUAGUAUAUGGAUCUAAUGAUGCUAUCUAUCCAUAUAGAGACACUUUAAAACUAUUAGAUAUAAUCAAACCAGAUUCAUUUUCAAUUUUUAACGGGUGCGGCCAUGGUGUGCCAAACGAAAGGUUCAAUGAUUUCAAUAAGGAGCUAAUAAAAACUCUGAAUUUAAAAAGAUCACCUAAUGAAUUAUAA
This is a messenger RNA of Dictyostelium purpureum, 867 nucleotides long. RefSeq lists its product as uncharacterized. NCBI's taxonomy places the organism in Eukaryota, Evosea, Eumycetozoa, Dictyosteliales, Dictyosteliaceae. The coding region runs from base 1 to 867 and encodes 288 amino acids. The record is from RefSeq and is a predicted model, not a curated record. The transcript has 2 exons.